Messenger RNA from Pogoniulus pusillus (Red-fronted tinkerbird), 2114 nucleotides. Its product is annotated as ubiquitin carboxyl-terminal hydrolase 42-like. Gene Ontology annotation, molecular function: cysteine-type deubiquitinase activity. The record is from RefSeq and is a predicted model, not a curated record. Lineage: Eukaryota; Metazoa; Chordata; Aves; Piciformes; Lybiidae. The transcript has 12 exons. Bases 405 to 2114 code for a protein of 569 amino acids. Gene Ontology annotation, cellular component: cytosol; nucleus. Gene Ontology annotation, biological process: protein deubiquitination.
GGGUUGGACUCGAUGACCUCCUUGGGUCCCUUCCAAGCCCUGACAUCCUGUGAGCCUGUGAAAGCAUCUUCCCAGCUGAACAAACGACCCUGCAGUAAGUUUGGGCAUGCUUUUAUGUUACUAAAUACUAAUCAGUCACUUGCAUUAGUAUCAGAUCUGCCUUACACAAAGCCCCUAACGGCCACGCUGAGGAGAGUUCUGCCAGAGGAGCAAACACCCACGGCAGAGCUGUGCUGAGGGCUAAACACUUCUUUAUUUCUGUUCACUUUACAGGACAGGCCAACAGCUGGGCACAGAUGAAAGCCCCUCGAGUGGAUCCUAAGCACAGGAGCUGAGCCGUCCUGCGUUUCUGCUCUGCUCCUGCUGCCCCCUGGGCUCCGUGCAGCCCCGCGUCACAAUGGGGCAUGGCGCCGGGACACGCCGGCGCUUGUGACCUCAGCGGGCCAGUGCCUGCCGAGGGAAUGGCUCCGCCAGAGGGAAUCCUCUCAUCCGAGGAGAUCUGCCUGGAGUGGCAGCAGAGACAGGGCCCUGGAGCUGGCCUCUACAACAUGGGCGAGACCUGCUUCAUCAACUCUGUCCUGCAGUGCCUGACCUACACCCCCCCUCUGGCCAACUACUUCCUCUCCGGGCUGCACAGGCGCUCCUGCCAGCAGCAAGUCUUCUGCAUGAUGUGCACGAUGGAAGCACACAUCUGUGACGUCCUGCAGGCUGCAGGCAGCAUCCUGGAGCCCCUGAGUGUCCUCGAGAGCCUCCAGUGUGUUGGAGAUCUGUUCCUGGAUGGCAGGCAGGAGGAUGCACACGAGUUCUUCUGCUUCCUGCUGAUGGCCAUGCAGGCAGACUGUCCAACUGAGAGCAGCAGGAGAGACCUGUGCCCAGGGCUUUCAGACAAAGCCAGGCUCCGGGAGGAGAGAGCUCUCUACCCGACGCCAUUUCUUUCCAGCCUGGAGCUCUGCUUGCCCUCCAGGAACAUCAUCCAGCAAAUAUUCGAGGGCCUUCUGAGAUCCAGACUCACCUGCCUGAGCUGCGACGCUGUCUCUGAUUCCUACGAGCCCUUCCUGGAUGUCCCCUUGGAUGUCGGGGGAGCCUCAUCUGUCAGCGCAGCUCUGCAGGGCUUCGUGCAGCCAGAGCUGCUGGACGGAGCAAACUGCAUCAGAUGCAGGAGCUGUGACACUGUGGCUGCAGCCUCCAAGGGGUUCAGCAUCCAAGACGCGCCCCCGGUCCUGACGCUGGCUCUGAAGAGGUUUGGCAUGACCGGCAGAAAGCUCAGCAAGGCUGUGGAGUUCCCCCUGAGCCUGGACCUUCGCCCAUACAUGUCCCAGGCACGGGGAGAGCUGUGCCUGUACAGCCUCUACGCUGUGCUGGUGCACAGAGGCGGCGGCAGUGCCAGCGGGCACUACUUCUGCUACGUAAAGGCCAGCAACGGGCUGUGGUACCGGAUGGACGACACCUCCGUGACGCCCUGCGCCGUGGGCACCGUGCUGCGGCAGCAAGCCUACCUGCUGUUCUACGUCAGGUGCUCUGCUCCAGACACUGCAGAGACCACUGCUUCGUCUCCAGAGUCACCACAGGCACAGGCAGAGCACCUUAGUGCCUGUGAGGCUGGCAGUGGGCAGCUGGCUUCUCCCCACUGCCAGAGUGGCAACGGUGCCAGGAAGAGGCUGCGGAGCAGAUCCUUGCAGCAGGACAAUGAUCCCUGUGGCAGCGCUUCCACGGACACCACAGGCUGCAGCCCACCAGCAGGGAGAAGGAGGAGGACUGAUCCUCCAAACCCUGACGGGGCUUCCAGGGAAGUAGCAACUGCAGGGCCCUCCCCUGACAGCCCCAAGCAGGUUCCUGUGCCCACAGCUGCUGUUGAACAGACUCAGCUGGGCAUAGGCUGCAGCCCACCAGCAGGGAGGAAGAGGAAGGCUGAUCCUCCUAACUCUGACAGUGCCCCCAAACGCAUCAGAACAGCAGGACCCUUAUCCAAGGCUGCAGAUUACUUCAGAUCCCUUCUUCACGAUGGCCUCUGUAGGAAAGUGGAGGAGGAGGAGGUUGAAGGGAAGAAACCUCAACCAAAGAAAGCCAGACCACUGCUGCCUUCAGCUAAGAAAGACUCCAGCAAGCUGAAGUGA